Aspergillus melleus is the source of this 1695-nucleotide messenger RNA. RefSeq lists its product as uncharacterized. Gene Ontology annotation, molecular function: DNA binding; zinc ion binding; DNA-binding transcription factor activity, RNA polymerase II-specific. Lineage: Eukaryota; Fungi; Ascomycota; Eurotiomycetes; Eurotiales; Aspergillaceae. Bases 1 to 1695 code for a protein of 564 amino acids. The transcript is spliced from 2 exons. Gene Ontology annotation, biological process: regulation of DNA-templated transcription; DNA-templated transcription. The record is from RefSeq and is a predicted model, not a curated record.
AUGCCUCCUCUCAGAUCGAAUCGGGACAGUGGGCUGGCCGCCUUGGCCUGUACCGAGUGCAGGAAGCAACACCUGAAAUGUGACGCUAGCAAGCCUUCUUGCUCGCGGUGUUCGCAGAGCGGCCUCCUCUGCCAGUACCUGCCUUCGCGACGCGGCGGACGCAGAAAGCCACGUCACGACUCGAUGUCGCAAUAUCAAACUCCAAUUCGUAGAAAUGAGCUCAGUGUCAGUAUUACCUGUCUUUGGAUGGAGAACAAGACAAUAACAGAAGGCGAGGCCGCCAGUAGUCCCCGACUUCAACUCUCCCAGCUAGCAGUUCAGCUCCGACUAAUGGGCACGAGAAUGCGCCGUCGCAAGGACGCUCGCAUCCUGAUUUUGGAAGCAUCUCAUGGCCUACAUCUCUUCCUCAAAACGGCACCGGCCAGAAUGGUCUCGGUCAUCAAUGCCGAGCGGGAGAUUUCGAUGAUCGCUUCCUCCGGUUAUCGGUCGCCAUGCAUGGUCCAAGCCUGGUUGAUUUACUCCAUUGCUUUGUACGCACGGGGGGAGCAGGAGAAAGCCCAAGAAGCGUUCUCACAUAGCACCGAAGUAGCAUUCGAGUUAGGGAUGAACCGAUGGGUGUUUGCGUCAACCUCGCAGUCUGAUAGAUCGACUGAGGCGGAGAGCAUAAGACGAACGUGGUGGGAGUUGUAUAUCACGGACAUCUUCAUGGCAGUCCAACUGAAGAACAUUACUUUUCGCUGUAGCGGCGUCACCCCGGAGGUGGGAUUGCCAUGUGAAGACUCGGUCUAUGCCGCAGGAUGUGAUGUCCCGACGCCGCGUAGGAUGCUCGAUUUCAAGCGGCGGGUGUUUGCGGAGGAAGAGACGGUUUUUUCAUCCUUCAGCUAUCGCAUCGAGGCUGCGACAAUUCUCUGCAGAGUUCUGGUCUUGAACCGAUUACGCGACUACCACCGCGACCACCUACAAGCCAUCGAGAACGCCCUCGUGAGCUGGGUCAAUCAUCUCCCACCGAAAAAGCUGGAUAUCGUGGACUCAUAUGGGAAUGUCGACGAGAUGAUGUUCCAAGCACACUUGAUCAUUUCCUAUGCUGCCAUGUUGCUUCAUCUGCCACGAAGUGACCUGCAGCCCUUGCUAGCCCAGCCAGACGAUCGCUUCUGGCCUUCCGCGACCUGCCAUCUCUCAUCAACCUUUACUCGCCUCGUCCAUAGUAUCAAAGCUACUGAAGCAUCACGGCGAAUAUCUGACUCGAUCUCAGUGUGCCCUAACAUCCAGAAACAUUCUCCAUUCGUGAUUUCCGCCUUAGCGCUUUGCGGAAUGAUCCAACUCGCCACAUCGAUCAGCCACUCCGAAGAAUGUUUCGAUCACCACUGCAACCGCGUCACGUUAAUCCUUGGGUGUUUGAAAAGCACGAAGCGAACCUGGAACUCUGCGGAAUCCGCAUACCAUUGCUUGCGGUCGUCUGCAGCUGAUAUUCUUUCCGAUUCGAUUGAAAGAUGGAAUGCAGGACCGCUGGAGAAGAUCGUCCCGUCCCAAGCCACCCCGAAUGACCUGGAAAGGACAGCCCAAGGGGUGCCCGCGGUGACAACAAUUGCCGAGGGACAGAGUCUUCUGGCGCCAGAGCUUGCACCGGCAUUCAUUGAUCCGACGUGCUACAAUGCCUCGUUCUUUAAUUGUCUGGCAGAAUUCGAUAUUAAUUGA